This is a messenger RNA of Pochonia chlamydosporia 170, 1068 nucleotides long. Its product is annotated as triacylglycerol lipase. The transcript is spliced from 5 exons. The record is from RefSeq and is a predicted model, not a curated record. Gene Ontology annotation, molecular function: hydrolase activity. Bases 1 to 1068 code for a protein of 355 amino acids. Lineage: Eukaryota; Fungi; Ascomycota; Sordariomycetes; Hypocreales; Clavicipitaceae.
AUGGCUGGAGACGCAGGCGACAUGGUUGCUAGGCCCAAGCAGCCGCAGUAUCCAAAUCCCAUUCACCCAACUUUCAUGGAUCGUUUGGAUGCAGACUUCAUAGAGUACUACAACCAGUACAUUGCUGUCAAACCAGCUACUCACGGAAUUACCAUCGAGGACAUCCGCGCCACGCCCAAGAAGUUCGCCGCACCAUGGUACAAUGACUUUACUUACGAGCCAUUCGUCAAUGACAUGCAGGUUUCUGCUGAUGAUGGGCACAAAUUCACCGUGAGGUGCUACACGCCUGAUUCGCGGACCUCUCCGUUUGGAAAUGGCCCAUACCCAGUUUACAUCAACUUCCACGGCGGUGGUUACACCUUUGGUGACCUUACGGGUGAUGCAGAGCUUUGCAUGCUCAUAAGAAAUAGGGUUGGAAUGACCGUAAUCGAUGUUGACUAUCGACUUACUCCUGAGAAUACAUUUCUCCGAGGCCACGACGAUGCUUGGGCGGCUAUUCGUUGGGUUCACAACAAUGCCAGCCAGCUCAAUGUUCGACCAGACUCCAUCUCAAUCGGGGGCAUUUCAGCCGGCGGACACAUCAGCGCCGUAUGCCAACAACUUGCUCGUGAUUCCAACCUUCCUCUAAAACUAGCAAUCCUGGCCGUCCCCGCAACCACCUCCCAUAUCGGAAUACAAAAACCCUCCGAUUGCCCGUACCCAUCAUUCCAAGAGAACGAACUAGCCCCCUGCCUCGACUGGAAACGCAUGAAGUAUUUCAUGGACUACGCACAGCCCAAGACCGACGCAGCGAGAGCCGAGUUCGAAAAGAGACCCCAGUUCUUCAAGUCGCCCAUCGACGGUAACCUCAGCGGCGUUUGUGAUACGUUUAUCGCUACGGCUGAGCGGGAUCCUUUGCGUGAUGAAGGCGAGGCGUAUGGCCAGAAGCUGAUUCAGGCGGGUGCCAGAGUUGCUACUAGACGGUACACGGGCGUGCCGCAUCCGUUUAUGCAUAUGCUGGUUGUCAAGAAGGCGCAGAUGUAUAUGGAUGAUAUUUGUGGUGAGUUGCGUAGAGUUCAUGGGGCUUAG